CCAACUCCCAACUCCCAGCCAAUUUUCCUAUUUCCCUCUCUCAGAUGCUUCCACUUCCUGUUCCCCUCCGCCUCCAUGAUCCAUCCAUCUCUUUCUAGGGUUUCAUAAACCAGUCGAAUUUAAUUGAAAUCGCCAACAUGGCUACAUCAGCCUUCAAGUCCACCUCCAGAAGAGCAACCGCCUCCGAGCGCUCCCCGGACAAAAACGCCCCAAUCCGACGGUCCCACAGCGUUAGCGCCUUGUCCAGAACCCACCACCGCCACCACCAUCUUCCCCAACACGACGUCGCUUCCGAGUUCUCGAACAAGAGGGACAACCCUCUUUUCUGGACCAGCGCCUCUCCGCCGGAUGACAAGGAGGUUGGAAGCUCCGCCGCCGCGGCCGAAACCGGCUCCGCGGAGAGGGGCAGAUCGGUCGUUAGGAACUCCGAUCUCGUUGGCAAGAAAGUUGUUGAGAGCGGGAAGAAGAAGGACGUGCCGGGUCGGAGUUUGUCCAGGGUGGAUACGGGGCGGCGGCGGCGCUCCGUUUCCAGGAGCCAUUAUGCAGCGUAUGAGAGUGAAGUGGAACGAGACUCUGUUGUCUUAUUAAAUUCUCGAAGCAAAGUUAGUUCGGAUGUGGGUGCUAAUAGAGGGAAGAAAGAUAACUUAGUUAGAAAUGCAGCUGAUAUGCGAGGAAGGUCCACAGAUCGUCAACCUCUCAAGCCUAAAGAUACUUCUGCUUCUUAUUUGCAAGUACCGAAUGGUGAAGAUGGAAUCUCUGCUGGUUCUUUUUUGGAAGCCGAAGAGAAGACUAUUAAAGCAGUUUGUGAACAGAUGAAGACAAUACAGGGAGACCAGAUGGGAAGAGGUGACACUGCUGCAAAUGGAAUAUAUGAGACCGUUCGAUCUGAAGUAAGACGUGCCAUCUCAGAUAUCCAAAAUGACCUUGGAAGCGUAAUCCAAAGGAACAAUGCUACCAGUAUUGCAUGCACAAAUGUUGCUGAUAUUCCUCCAGAUUUGGUUAAUCCUGGGGCUGUUGAACUAGUCUUGGACAUCAGAAGGGAAUACGCUACGAAGUUUGAGGAGUCCCAAGAACGGGCUACUAAACUUAGAGCAGAUCUGGCUGUAGAGGAGCACCGGGGACAAGAGUUGAGUAGAAUACUCAAAGAGAUACUUCCAGAUCCAAAGACAAAUAGUGUGCAGAAAUCUCGUCCAAGAAGAAAGCAUAGCAGUGAAAGAACAAAGAUGUCAAAGCGCCUGACAGAAGAAGCCAUGACCUUUUUUGACGAGUGCGUGUCCAUAUCAACUUUUGACAGUUCUGAUUUCUCAGCACCGGAAGAUCUGCCUCUAAAUUCAGUUGGCACUCCUACACCAGUGUGUGGGAUUGCAUCUUUAGCCCAAGGUAGCCCAAGCAUUUCAAGCACUGGUUGCCUCGACUAUAAGCAGGAAUCAGCUGGUCGUGUCAUGCAUAGCCAAAUGGAUUCUAGUUUAACUGCUGGCAGCAGCACUGAUGAACCCAUGAUAAAUCAAGCAAGUUUAAGUGGAGGAAACAACGCAGAAUUGGGUCGGAAAUCAAGAUUCUCCUUCAGUCGGAAACCAACUGAAAAUGCUGGGCUCCGACUAGACAUUACAAACUACAUUAAAAACAUUGAAAAAGAGUAUGAAAAUGGUGGCAGCAAUUCAGAGACCUCAAAAUCAAACUACUAUGAUGGGCUGUUUCAUGGUUACACGGAAAACUUGUUGUUUGACAGGGUACUGUUAAAGAACCAAAUAGACUCUGGGAGUUUGCAUCUGUGUGGUGGAGGUUUGGCAGUUUCGUUUUCUCCUUUGGGCUCUAAUCGUUGAACAAAAACCACAGCUGUCGUCAAAAUUCAAGCACAUAAUAUGCAUGGAAGAUAGUGUUUUUCUUUUUUCCUUUUCUGGUUGCCGCCUUCUAUGGCUAUGUCUGAUGUUCUUAUCCCUGUUGUAUCAUAGUUGAUAAAGUUGUAAAUAGAAUAUGCUUGAUCCGAUGAGUGGUGAUAUAAUUUAGUCAAAACUAUAGAAAACCAAUUUCUGUGUAAAGCCUUGUUGUGUGGCUGUGGUCAUGCUCAUGUACUCAUUUUGUAAUGUAUAAAUUAUGGGAUGUACUUAGAUUUUGUAUUUUCAGAGAGAGAGAGACCCGAACUUCUGUACAUGUAUUUUUGUGGAAUUUCUGUUCUGUUUCUUGUCAAUUUAUAACCCGGUAGAGAAGAUAAAGAUUUCAGUUUCUUU
Messenger RNA from Rhododendron vialii, 2228 nucleotides. RefSeq lists its product as uncharacterized. The record is from RefSeq and is a predicted model, not a curated record. The coding region runs from base 138 to 1823 and encodes 561 amino acids. NCBI's taxonomy places the organism in Eukaryota, Viridiplantae, Streptophyta, Magnoliopsida, Ericales, Ericaceae. The transcript is spliced from 8 exons.